AGUGCAUCAGUCUGCUGUAUCUGUGAUCUACAAUGAAUGCCAAAUCUGCAAUCAGCAAAGAAAUUUUUGCCCCACAUGAUGAAAGGAUGCUGGGAGCAGUCCAAGUAAAAAGAAGAACAAAAAAAAAGAUUCCUUUCCUAGCUACUGGGGGUCAGGGUGAAUAUUUAACAUACAUCUGCCUGUCAGUGGUAUAUAAAUUCACAGCAAAAGCACAACCUGUGUAUAUACUGUUGACAAACAAGAAACCAGCUCAAGCAUCUAUUACAAAGGUGAAGCAAUUUGAAGGCUCUACAUCUUUUGUCAGGAGAACACAGUGGAUGCUUGAGCAGCUUCGCCAGGUCAAUGGUAUAGACCCUAAUCGGGAUUCCCCAGAAUUUGAUCUACUAUUUGAAAAUGCUUUUGACCAAUGGGUAGCAAGCACAGCUUCAGAAAAGUGCACAUUUUUUCAGGUUCUACAUCACACUUGUCAGCGAUACCUUACAGACAAGAAGCCAGAAUUUAUCAACUGCCAGUCUAAAAUUAUGGGAGGAAACAGCAUACUCCAUUCAGCAGCAGACAGUGUGACAAGUGCAGUACAGAAGGCAAGUCAGGCUUUGAAUGAGCGUGGUGAAAGGCUAGGUCGAGCAGAAGAAAAGACAGAGGAGCUGAAAAACAGUGCUCAGCAGUUUGCAGAAACUGCACACAAGCUUGCCAUGAAGCACAAAUGCUGAGAAUACUGCCCAAACUUGAAAUCUUAACAAGAGAAACUGAAAAGGUUACAUCCAGCAUCUUUUACAGGAGAUCCAGACUUCUGUGUGCUUUUUUCCUUACAGUUCAGUGGAGAUGCAUUCUUUCAGUUUCUGUGCAGGAAAAAGUGUUGCAUUUCUACCUUUUUGACUUUUGUUCCUCUUUUGUAAUAUUGCUACACAGUCCUGCAGUAUUUUCUACCUGUAUUUCAUUUAUUACAGGAGUGAAAGCAAACAGGGGAGCUGGACCAAAUGACAAGCUGAUCAGGAUUAAAAUAGUAAUAUUCUUCCCCAGUUGUACGGAAAAUUAUUUAACUUUUUGUGGAUGUAUGUAUGGAAGUAAAAUCCAAAGAAGGGGUAUACUUUUCAUUUUAUGUAGCAUCAGCAGAAUGAGAAUGUUGGAAUUAUACACCUGGGGUUGUAAGCAGUGGAGAAUGGACUGCUUUGUCCUGAGAAACAGAAAAGCUUGUUUCUUCUACCCGAUGUAGGAAGUUUUGCAUGUGCCAUCACCAGCAUUCACAAGUGCAUAUCUGAAUUUCAUAUCUGCAUUAUACAUAUUCCUGUUUUCACUUCUGGAUUGAUUAUUUGAAUAGUAUAAUGAAACCUACAGAAUGUAUGCUUGAGGUUUCAAAAUUGAGGAGAAAAGUAAGAUUUACAUCAAUGUGAACAUAGCUGUGCCUCAGACACAAUGUAGAAUUCCACAAUCUGGUAAUAACAUUUCAUCAUCUUUUUACCGGUGAUUCUGUGAGUAAAGGCCUAUGUAAAUGAGAAUGCAAAGGCGUGGGAAAAUGGGAAUGCACUAAUUUCCAACACUUCAGAAACUUGCCUGAUUAGAAUGACUUUUGUGUUAGCUAGUGAUCUGAUUUCUAAUACAGAGGCUUUCAUAAAGCAUGUCUUGGUACAUUAAUAUCAUAACUUCUGGUUUGUGUCUGAGUUUUCAAUAUAUAUAUUGUCACUGGAAGGGUGACUCCUUCAUUCUGUAUUCAUUAUAUGCAAUAUAUGCACUGUAUUCUCUUAAAAAAAAAAGGUUACUCUUUUCCUUCACCACUGUUUUCUUAACAUUUUUUUAAGAUCAUCUAAGACACCUUUAGAGUGAAAAGGGGGAGGAUGCUGCACCUUUUUUUUCGUUUCUUUGGCUUUGGGGUUUUUUUAAAACCAUUAAGCUGGAAACAGACAUCCUAGCAGAGGUUUCAGCCUUCAUCUUCAAAAGAUGCCUGCUCUCCAUUUUUUGUCCUCAUCUUACCAGAUUGCUGGCAUUAUAUGAAUGUACUGUAGUUUUCAUUUUCAAUGUAGAAUAAUAUUUUUGCAUUAUAAAUGCCACUUGGAAAAGUCUAAAGUCCUCAGAGCAGUGCUUGUACGGGAGAUAAAAACUUCUGUUAGUAAUUGAGAGUAUUUUAGUUAUUGCAAGCUGAAGUAACUGAAUCUCUUGGAAAUACCCUUUUUGUGAAAAGAUGCUUGGCUUUACAAAAACAUUCUCAUUUGAAUUAAAGACACUAUCUAGUUAACUGAUUGCAUUCAGACUUUACAUCUGGUUUGUUUGGGUUUUUUUCCUGUAAUUUGAACUCUUUUGUGUGAAGCUUUUUAUUGAAUUUCACACUGGGAAUUGAGAGAAGGAGUAAAUCUGUCAUAUCUGUAGCACCAUAGGAUCAUUUAGAUCUGUUUAGCAUCAGCUGUAAAAGUUACUACACCCAGCACUGUCAACUGAAAAAGAAUUUGGCCACAUCUGUUAUAAAUCAGAACAGGCUCAUUAACAACAUGAGUUCUGAAUACUCCAUUGAGCUACAUACAAUUAAUGUUUGCCCUGGAAAAGUCAGUGGCUUUCUGAGCACUUUUCUAAUAACUAUGGGUAUAUCUGAAAAUUAACUAGAAAACCAGUCCCUCAUUAAAUAUUAAACUUCUCCUAGAGACAAAAUGUUAGGCUAUUUUUAAAAAAUAGCUGCAUUAGAAAUGAGUCUGGGAGUCCUCCUUGACCACAUAGCUAUCUUCUGUCAUCAUCCUUUCCACUCUUUUCAUAACUACAUUCUGCUGCUAACCCCACACGUCUUUCUCUUGAGAGAAAGAAGGAAUAGGUUUUGAACUGCUGCCAUCUAGCUGGUCUUCUAAGCUUCUCAGUAAUUUAGAAGAAAUGUCUAAAAUCCAGAUAAACCUGAAAAGAAUGAGUUGUCUAAAUUCAGGUAAAAAAAGCAUAGGUUUUCAGGUGUUUACAUGAAUAUCAGCUGGGCAGGCCAAGGUCACAGUUGCACUGUAAAGUUCCAGACCUUUUGUGAGUUGAACUGUUCUAAAAUACUGCUUUAAUCUCACUGACAGUUUUUCAGCAUUUUUUUUUCUGUUCUCCACUUAAGCGUGUUGUGUUAUGUAUCAUAACUCAGGACUUUAAUACAACCAUCAAGCCAUUUUCUAUGGGAAUUUUGAGUAACCUAGUGUUAUUAAAUGAAGGAAAAGCAAUUUGUCUGUUUACUUUGUUCUUGCUGUUCAUUAAAUGACAAGAUAUGGUAGUUUAUAGAAAAUAAAAUUGAGGUGUGUAAAUGUGUAUCCAAAAUCUUACAUCAUUGCAGUUUCCUUCUGGAACUGGGCUUCUAGUGUAUACAACCUAGUAUUAUUAGAUAGUCAUGUAUAUAACAUAUACUAUAAUUCAGGUUAAUGUUUCAUAUGAAAGAAUGUAUUUGUAAAUUGUAACGACAUCAGUAGUUUUUAAAGUUCUGCAAAGAAUAAAAAUAUUGUUAGGUUUCACUAGUGUACUGCAAACUCUGUCUUAAAAGGCUACUUUUGUGUCUAGCAAAAGUUGUGCAUUAUGUGAAAUAUUAACAAAAACGUGUUCUCUAAAAAGUGAUCUUAAUGGUAGGUAGGUUUUGCUAUAUACCAGAAUCGUAAUACUGGUAAUUGUAAUACUUGCUGGUAUCUGUUGUAACCAGACCCUUGAAAGUUCUCAAAGAUGUAGAAAUUAUUUUGUGCUGUUCUGGGGAAAAAAAAAAGCGGGACCGGCUCUCUUGAGUCAUUUCUGGUAACCCUGUUUUUGUCAUUAAAUACUUUAACUGUGAUGAAAAGAAAA
This is a messenger RNA of Neopsephotus bourkii (Bourke's parrot), 3774 nucleotides long. RefSeq names its product syntaxin binding protein 6 (gene STXBP6). Gene Ontology annotation, molecular function: phosphatidylinositol-4,5-bisphosphate binding. NCBI's taxonomy places the organism in Eukaryota, Metazoa, Chordata, Aves, Psittaciformes, Psittacidae. The coding region runs from base 33 to 710 and encodes 225 amino acids. The record is from RefSeq and is a predicted model, not a curated record. Gene Ontology annotation, cellular component: exocyst; plasma membrane. The transcript has 6 exons. Gene Ontology annotation, biological process: exocytosis; regulation of SNARE complex assembly; Golgi to plasma membrane transport.